AUGGGCAACAUGCAAGCAAAGGAGAGGAUUGACUUGUCUCCUCGAACAUUAGCAUUGACAAGUGUCGAUGAUAAGGUGUGGCUAUGUAUACCAGAGGAGAACUUAUUCAAUGACUCAUUCACAAUUGAGAAGUACUAUAUGUUGAUGAGCAAGUCGCUCACAAACUUCAAAGAUGCCGAUCAUUUCAAAGCGAUCGAACAAAUAGAACAAUCAUUCUUCCCAUCCUAUAAGGACAGGUUCACAUUGGAUGCCAACAACAACAGCAACAGCAAUAGCAUUAAUAAUAGUAGUGGCAAUAGUGGAAACAGCGGAAACGGUGGAAACAGCAAUGGAAGUGGGGGUGGUAGUGUGGAAGUAGAUGUUCAACAACAACAACAACAAGCCGAGGGGCUUGGUGUCUCAAACAACAAACCUACGAAUGUCAAGCAACAGCAGCAGAACACUCAUUCAUUAUCUUCUUCAAAGUCGAUACCAACAUCUGCAUCGACAAUGUCAUUGCUUGGAAGUCCAAUACAUACUUCGGCAGGAGGCUCAGCAACAUCAACAACAGCGGCAUCAAACAGCAGUAUCUUCACGAGAAGCGCCACUCAAAGCCGACUAAACAGUGUACAUAGUCCAAGACAACAGCCAACAACAACUACUACAACGACGACCACGACGAGUGGCAGUGCCAUCGAUGGCGUGGCGUCCAAACGAAAGAUGGUUGCGCAAGAGAACACAUCUAGUAGCAGCAGCAGCAACAAGUCGCCUCCUCAACAAGCACCAGGUUCACCAACAGUCGGAGGGAUGUCUCCACCAACAUCGAGACAGCAAGGUGUUGUUGCCACGACUGCGUCAGGGGUGGGAGUGGCCGCGUCAGCAACAGGUUCGACGGCGGCAACAGCGACUACAAACCCAUUCCACGAGGAACUAAAGAAUAGACAGGACAUCCCUGUGUAUCUAAUCGAGGAGGAUCCAUUCCACACUCAUCAAGUGACCACAUCGCUCAUACUCGAGGACCUGUACUCGCAGUCCAAUGUCAACACAGCCUACUACUCCACGCUGUUGCAGAAGCGACUGUGCAUUCUGAAGCGCAUACACUUGGCGCUAAAGCGAGAGAUCGCGCGCAAGAAGCUGUUCGACUCGGUCUAUCACUCCAAGGCAAAGACACGCACCAAGAAGGUGCAUGCGCCACCCAUCUCUAUCCGUAUCGCCUGUCGCCUGUUCAUCACAACGCUCCAGGAGCAAGUGUUUGAGCAGCGCAUCUCGCUGCCGACGCUGCGCUCAUUCAACUCGAUGAUCCGCGAGCUGCCCCCGCUGUCCAUGGCUGGCGAGCCCCAGGACUGCAUCGAGAGUCUGACCAAGUGGCUGCUGUCGGCCAUCAACUCCAACAACAUGUACAUCAAGCGCGAGUCCAUGGAGUCGCUCAUUUCACUUGCCCUGAGUCAGGGCGCCCUCAGCGCAAUACUCUACGCUCUCUCUUUGAUAAUAAUGCCCGACAAGUUGCCAGCCACUGGCGACACUACCUUGGCACCUGGCAACGGCAACAGCAGUGGCAACACACAGACACAACAACAGCAACAGCAACAACAACAGCAGACACAACAACAGCGAUCACAUCCUCCACAUAUAUCAACAUUCAAGUCGAGUACGCAUAGUAAUAGCACUGGUAACAUGAAUGAUCAUUUGAAUACGCCCAUCACAGUAACCGACACAUCUGUUUGGAACAAGGACAUGUUGACCUUACGCCUGAUCCCCUUCAUCCGACAACUGGAGCAAUGGAAGGUCGACCUUCCCCUCAGUCCUCUAACCCGAGACCUGCUCUUUGCAACAUGGCCAAUACUUUGGAAUGACAAUGCAUCAGAAGACUCGUUGUCGUUUUUGUCAUCGCCUCAUACGAACAACGCGACAAUCACUUCGGAUGGCGAUUAUAUUUAUAUCCACGACUCUUGUGGCCUGGCCAAGAUAGGCACCGGCUACUUUGGCACGCAUCAAGGAAGGAUCUACGCACGCAACGGACAUUGGUACCCGCGAGAAAAGGGCUGGCUGGCAUCCGUUGGCAACUACCUGUACUACCGCUCGCCCUCCACCGACCAGGCGUCAUUCAUUGUUAUCGACCCCAUCACACUCAAGGAGGUGGGCCGCGUGAUGCAGGAUGGCACUGGCUCAUUCGCCUCCACAAACAACCUCACACUGCCCUUUGGCAGCGAGACGCCGCAGUCCGUGGUGGAUGCCAACCCACUGACGCCACAGUACCAGAUCACGACGCGCUCGCCCAUGUUCACGGACGGCCGCUACCUCUACAUCCUCACGCUGCAACGCUUCCACAACUACAACAACAAACAGUUCAUUGUCGACAUGUACGACCCAUUUGUCGCGUUCAAGCACGUGAAGCGCAUCGAGCUGCACUACCCCGACACCGAUGUCAACGAAGAGAUGGUGCUCAAUCCAGCGGUGCUCGAGUCGGGCUCGUUCUACACCAACGGACAUUAUCUGAUGGUCGUAUUGCCACCUCCAUUAUCCGGCGAUUACAGCACGGAUAUCAAGAGCUAUCUGUGUCGCGCGUUCAGUCUAAGUGACGGCUCGUUGUUGGGCAACUACUGUUUGGAGAACCAACCAAUUGGUAUCGCGUCCACCUAUGACUACGUCAACAAUGUCAUCUGGAACUACUCUAGCAGCGAGUCCGAGGUUGGCCGAUAUGGCAACGAAGGCUUUGGCCCCAAACAUAACUUCCCCGUUCCAUUCGCCCGGUCUUCCUCAACCUCCGCCAGCCCAGCAUCAAUUGUCAGUGGCGCGAAAGGUGGCCCUAACAAGCCUCAGACCCAGCCACAGCCCCAGCCUGGAACUAGUUCGACAAACACAAGUACAUCAAAGUCGUCGACGACAAUCACUACAACAUCGAACGCGACAGCGACAGCAACGAUAAUAUCGACCACGAUCACUACAUCGAUGGUGGAAAGCGAUGAUAACAUGGGGAUGGAUCCCAAGCAGGUGGUGUCGACCGUGCUCGGCAUACUCAGCCGUUUGGCUGUCGAUUACAUGCCGUCGACAUCAGAGAACUCCAACAACUCAUCGCCAUCGACCACGCACCACCUUUACAAACUGAGCGAGCCGUACAGUGUCGAGGUCAACUUUGAGACAUUCUCUCAACUCUACGACAUUCUCAAGCAUUAUCAAUCGCAGGUGAUGCGCAUUGGCCAGUCGACAGCGAUGUCUACACCCAAGUCCAUCGAUGUUCUGCGCUGCAUCAUAUACUGCUUGCGCCUGCUCAAAGUCAACCUGUUCCGACUGACGUCCAACAUACGCAGUCUUGAGCGCAGCCAACAGCACUACCAAGACAGCUCACGCGACUCCCUCCUCAAGUGCAUCGAUCAAUCAUUCCUGCACCAACUUCGCGACCUUCUUCUUGGAUUCAUAAUCGAUGGCAUUGAGGGUAGCAUUGGAUACGGUACCUCCUCCUCCAUGGGUAGUGCCUCGCGAGACUCACACACGUUACCCGAGCUCAACUCAAUCAUUGAGGAGUCGUGCGAGGUGCUCACACUGGGCCUGGACCUGUUCUAUCCAACAUCAUUGGACAAGGCAAGCUUUGUAAAGAUGCUGUUGGAGCGAGUCAUGAGCUACCGCGUGGCGGCCAUGUCCGCGAGCGAUCAAUCAGCAACGAUGUUGGAUCAGAAGGAGAAGGGCUACUCAAUCUUGCUCAACUCUGUGCUCACACUUCUUGCCAACCAUCCAAAUGCGUCCUUCUUUGCCCUGCCACCGCUGGUCUCGGAGCUACCAUCGCCAUUCAGCGUGGUUCAACUUUGA
Molecule: messenger RNA, 3783 nt
Organism: Acytostelium subglobosum LB1
Lineage: Eukaryota; Evosea; Eumycetozoa; Acytosteliales; Acytosteliaceae
Exons: 4
Coding region: 1-3783 (1260 amino acids)
Source: RefSeq, a predicted model, not a curated record